This is a messenger RNA of Lactuca virosa, 3039 nucleotides long. The record is from the annotation of a GenBank genome assembly. Lineage: Eukaryota; Viridiplantae; Streptophyta; Magnoliopsida; Asterales; Asteraceae.
AUGGGGUACACCGAAGUUCUUACGACAGUGAUAAAGUUCAAGAAGUCAUGCCUUCCUCCACAAUGGAAUGGUCUCUUUACUCUUCUUUUCAAGGGCUUAUCGGAGAGGGUUGCAGGGUCUGACGGGGCAAGCAAAGCAUUUAUGACUCUCCUCUAUGGUCUUUACUAUGGGAUCAACAUGGACUAUGGGUCUAUUCUCUGGACUCAACUGGUACAAAGCCUAACCUCAUCUUCUCGUUAUUCUGAAAUCUCUUGUGGCAGGUUUUGGACCUUAGUUACUCAAUGGGCAAUGGAGAAAUUUCACAUUCCAGUAAUGGCAGACUCUUUGAAGUCAUCAAUCGCCACUUUUCACAGGACAAAGAUUAUUGUCUCUGAUCCAACCAAAUUUCUGUUCAUCAGUUUGAUUCCUGAGACAAUGUACCACUGUGUUUCUGGGGAAAGCAAGCUCAUUCGUGAAUACAAGAAGCUUCCUCCUACGGGUCCGAGGCAGCUAACCCCUGAAAUGCAAAGAUCGUUGGAUGCUGCUGAUAAACCAGCGAAACGAGGAAAGAAGGGUGAUCAACGAAAAAACGAGAAGGAAGGACCAUCAUCUAAAGCUGCUAUGCCUAAAAAGCGAAAGUCAGAACAAGCAGCUCCUUUCGCUUAUAAGAAGCGAAAGAUCAAGAAGAAGGCGCCCAAGCCAAAGGCUCCGUCUUCAAGUGAUUCAGAAUAUGUUCCCUUUGACCAACAACCCGAAAGAGAGUCAAGCAAUAGUGAACAUUCUCAAGAUGAGAGUUCGCUCAGAGGAGAUUCGCCUCCACCUUCACCGGCUGAUCAGGUUAACCGAAACUCACCUCCUUCCUCUCCUACUCGCUCUGUUCCUAUAACUAUUGCUCCAUGCCCUCCUCCAAUCUUUUCUACAACUGUAACUUCUAAACCAAUACCAACACCCUUAUUCAUCAAAAUUACCACCACUACCACUACUCCAACCGAACCUCAAGUUCGUGUCAACGUAUCUGAUACGGGGGCACCUACUUCAGGGACCGAAACCCCGAUUACCUCUAAACCUCUAUCUCCACCUCACUCAAAUGAAUCUGACACCGUUAUCGGUGGUGAGGAUGCUGACUUUGAUUCCUUUUAUUUUAGCCCCUACAGAGUUCAGAGUGAUGAUGAUGAUGAUGCUCCUGUAACGAAACGGCAUUUAAAGGAUCUUAACGAGAAACUUGACAAGCUUAUUGCCUCUGCAUCUUCCUCUUCUACUACUGAAUACAUAGAAGCAGCGGUCAAGGCCCUGUUCUCUACUCUGGUCAAAGAGCAUCAGGACUCGAUUGAAAAAGCUACCAAAGCUGUGGAUGCUUCUACUACUUCUUGUCAGAAAGCGGCUGAAAAUGUUGACAAAAUAAUCUACGAUGCUCAAGUGUUUUUGGACUCUCUCCAGGCAGCUGCUCAAAAGAAUGCCAAUAUGGUUAAUGCUACGAUUAAGGAUCUCACCACUACGCUUCAGGAGGAGCAUAAGCAUUUUGAAAGCAUUAGAAAGGGGAUUCAAGCUGAUAAUGCAGAGUUCGUAUCUUCAGUUAAGGCUCGUCUUGAUCAACUCCAGACCGGGCUAGCUGUGGAAAGCAAAGUCAUGGAUGAACUGGAUCGUCGCACUGCUCAACUCAAAACUCAGACCUUGAAGCUCACUCUGGCGACCAAGGAAAUUGAUGAUCUCAAAUCUGAAAGAGCAGUUAUCAAAAGCUGUGUUGGUGAUGUGCACUCUCUUUUUUCCAAUCUCCUAGAGGCACAUGAUUCGGUUCUUACUCUCACUGUCCCACGACAUUUGGCUGAGAAGUUGAGACCUGCUCUUGAAAUUUUAAGCCGAAUAGAAGGUGUUCCGGGGACUGUUGUCCCUCCGAAACAAGGGGGAGAAGCAAGUCAGGGUCAACCACCACAACCUCCAACAAGCAAACCAAUUCAAAUCUCUUCUCAACUGAAAGUCACCACUGAACCGAAGGGUAAUGAAGCUUCGGGUUCUAGUGUGAAGGACAAAAACAAAAAGAUAGUCAGUGAUAGUGAUGAGGAAGAAACUGAAGAAGAUGCUCUCAAAAGAAAGCAACGUGACCGAGAGAUUGAUGAAAAUCUUCGCAUCGCAAGAGAAGAAGAAGAGAGGGAAAGAAAAAGAAAAGAAUCUCAUGACGCAUUGGAAAGUAGAGAAACUCUAUUUCCUUCGUGGACAUUGGAGAAACUCUUAAAAGAAGCAAUCGAGUCUCCUAGCACUCACUGGCUUGAACCGGUCAUCUCCUUUGAUCGUGAAAAUUCCAGAGACUCUCAGUUCGACAUGCUUAUCACCCGAAAGGCAUUUGUGUUUCAUUGCUUUGAACCAAUCGCCAUUGUUCCUUGUCCUGACCCGAAGGUUGACCAAGAAUUAAUUGACUACUAUCUCGCAUUCUCUCAACCACAAUACUUGACCUGGAGCGCACAAAAGAUCACAACAGUCAAGGUAUUGAAACCAACUUCAGCGGGGAAUUUUAUAAUCGUGAAGUUAGUGACCCGAGGUUCUGACAACUCGGUUCAUAUGAUUUCUCUUGUUGAUCUGCCGAACUUAAACCCACACGACUGGAUCCUCUUGAACAACAUUUUGCUAACUGAUCAACAGCAGUACGAGCCUAUCAUCGAUCACAUCAAGCGAAUGUUAGUUUCUUACAUUCAUGAGGUUGCCAAGAUGGAUCAAGAGAUCGCCUCUGCCUUAAGGAAGAAGCCUACAAUCAGACCAAUUGGGAAGGCAAGCGAUGUUAACAAGAUGCAGAUGGGUAGAAUUGACCCGAAGUAUCACACAGUCAUGUUCACCAGAGCCGAAGGCCAAAAGUGCUUUUUCGCUCUUGAUGAUAAACAUCUGUUCUCCACUUCUUGUCUGGAGCACAUUCUUGACAUCAUUCACAGGUGUAAGCAAAACAGUGAUGCUGAUAAGAAAAAAUUUUCGGAUAUGCUUCGGUGGUAUAUUGACUUCCGUCAAACUCUUCUCGCCAUCAUACCGAAGCUAUUCAAGACUGUGAAGAAAUCUACUCUCACUCAACCGAAAUGA